Messenger RNA from Drosophila erecta, 924 nucleotides. RefSeq names its product SOSS complex subunit B homolog. The record is from RefSeq and is a predicted model, not a curated record. Gene Ontology annotation, biological process: mitotic cell cycle checkpoint signaling; double-strand break repair via homologous recombination; response to ionizing radiation. Gene Ontology annotation, molecular function: DNA binding. The coding region runs from base 79 to 693 and encodes 204 amino acids. Gene Ontology annotation, cellular component: SOSS complex. Lineage: Eukaryota; Metazoa; Arthropoda; Insecta; Diptera; Drosophilidae. The transcript has 2 exons.
UAAGGCGCGGUCACACUACAACCGUCUCAAAGUCUGGCAACGCUGCACAACGCCAAAACAAAUCAAAUAAUUUUUACCAUGUACAACGUGGAAUGCAUUCCCAUCAAGGAUAUAAAGCCAGGUCUGAAAAACAUCAAUGUUAUCUUCAUUGUCCUGGAAGUGGGCGUGGCCACCGUUACAAAGGAAAACCGCGAAGUGCGGAACUUCAAGGUGGGCGACCCCACGGCCUGCAUCAAUGUCUCGAUUUGGGACGAGCCGGGCAAACUGAUAGCACCAGGCGAUAUAGUGAGACUGACAAAGGGCUACGCCUCCAUCUGGAGGCAUUGCUUGACCCUCUAUUCCGGAAAGAACGGCGAGGUGUUCAAGAUCGGCGAGUACUGCAUGGUCUUCAACGAGAGCGUGAACAUGAGUGAGCCGAAACGGGCGGAGCAGCAGGCGGUGCCCAAUCCUGCUGCUCCUCCGGCGGGACUUCCGGCCGGUGGAGGUGCUCCUGGCUUGCCGGCCAAGGGUGGAGCCCCUGGCAUUCAGCAGCCCGUGGUGGCCGCAGCACCAGGUGCUCCCGCCACCCAAAGCGCUGUGACCACUGCUCCUGCUACGGCACCAGCCAUCGCGCCUCAAACGACAACGAAACCUGGCACUCGUGGCGGCCGUGGAGGUGGAGGACGAGGUGGUCUUAAAGGGGAACGGCGAUAAAGGGUCUUGAGAUCCGUGGAAUAGGACCAGGAACUCAGCGAACAAGAGGAUCUAGCUCUAACUGUAAUGCUUAGCUUAAUAAGACAUGUUUACACAUCCCAAAAGAUCAACGCUGCUCGGACAUGGAUUUGGUAUGUUAUCUAGACAAUUUGGGCUUUAUAUUUUACGUAAUAUGUCUGCAUUUAUGAGCAUCAGAUUUACCAUUCAAUUAUAUAUGUAUUUUAAAUGGCA